Molecule: messenger RNA, 660 nt
Organism: Eruca vesicaria subsp. sativa (arugula)
Lineage: Eukaryota; Viridiplantae; Streptophyta; Magnoliopsida; Brassicales; Brassicaceae
Source: the annotation of a GenBank genome assembly
AUGACGGUGGAAGCAGUGAACCCUAAGGCGUACCCGUUAGCUGAUUCUCAGCUAGCGAUAACGAUCCUGGAUCUUGUUCAGCAAGCUACGAACUACAAGCAGCUGAAGAAGGGAGCUAAUGAAGCUACCAAGACUUUGAACCGUGGGAUCUCUGAGUUCGUCGUUAUGGCUGCUGAUGCUGAGCCCCUCGAGAUUCUUCUCCACCUUCCUCUCCUUGCCGAAGAUAAGAAUGUGCCGUAUGUGUUUGUACCAUCGAAACAAGCGUUGGGGAGAGCAUGUGGAGUGACGAGGCCUGUGAUAGCUUGUUCAGUUUUAUCGAACGAGGCAAGCCAGUUGAAACCACAGAUUCUGCAGCUCAAGGAUGCGAUUGAGAAGCUCCUUAUCUAAGUGAUUUGGGUCUUGUCUCCGGUAUGAAGAGUCUCUCAAGGCUCUGACCUCAAGUUUUAUUUGUGCAACUCGAUCUCUACUUUCUACUUUUUAUCUCUUGGUGUGAUUGUGUCUUUUAUGUUGAACGUUUUUCAUCUAGUGCAAUGGAGUUUUUUACUUAUGUUUAGAUUGUGUUUGAAACAUCAUUGCCUUAUUUUAUAUUGAAUCUAAAAUAAUUAGAGAUGUGAAAUGUUAUUAACCCUUAAGAAGUUAGGAAUCCCAUAAAUGGAUUUU